AUGCAGUUCUCCAAGAUCGCCACCUCUGCUGUUCUCUUUGUUCUGUCCACCAUGGCCAUUGCUGCUCCCAGUCCCAACCCUCUCGAGGCCCGCAUGAAUGACCUCGAGGCUCGCACUGAGAAGCUUGCUGCUCGUGCUGGCUGGACCUGUGCCUUCGGUGGUGACAAGGCCUGCCAAGUCAAGUGUGUUGCCGAGGGCCACGCUGGCGGAUACUGCGCCGACGACAAGUGA
Penicillium manginii is the source of this 231-nucleotide messenger RNA. RefSeq lists its product as uncharacterized. The transcript has 2 exons. Lineage: Eukaryota; Fungi; Ascomycota; Eurotiomycetes; Eurotiales; Aspergillaceae. The record is from RefSeq and is a predicted model, not a curated record. The coding region runs from base 1 to 231 and encodes 76 amino acids.